AUGACAGAAGGAGCCGCAUGGGAUGCCGUUUGCGCAUGGCUACGUCAAGUGCAUCCAGACGAGCACAGUCAAGACUCCAGCGUGCUAUUUGCGCGGUACUUUUCCGAAAUGCCCAGUCCGAUCGCGCGCAUUGUCGGCAUGCUGCGUUCCCCAGAAGAGCGCGGCUUGCACCCCUGUGUGCGAGACCGACGGCGGUUGUAUGCGACGCUAGAAAAGCCAGAAGCGCUUUCUACAGCAUACCAACGUCGAAAUAAACCCAGGCUGUGGCUACGUAUUGUGGGAACGGGGCAGGACGAGGAGAUGGACGAUGCGGAGGAGGAGAAGGAGGACAUUUUGCGGCAAGAGGCCGAGGCAGACAAGAAGGAUACACUGCGGCAAGAGGCUCAAGAGGACAAGCGACGAGCGAUUCCGGACAAGGCGCCUGUGCUACGCGAGGAAGCGAGUGGUCCUCUUUCUACCAACGGCACAUUCGCGACCCUGCAUCGCAAGUACCUCGAAGAGAUCGACGACGACGAGAUUGAUGCUGGAGACGGGCCUGACGUUGCGAUUUUGCGUGGCGAAUUCGAUAGGGAAAUUCUCGAUCGUUUCGUGCACGGCACGCUGCGUGUGCCGCUGUACGAUUGCGACUUUGACGAACAAUACGAUAAUGUGUAUGGACGCGAUAUGCAGUUCCGCGAGCAAAUGCGGGAAGAGACAUACUUUGACGACAGGUGA
Malassezia vespertilionis is the source of this 714-nucleotide messenger RNA. RefSeq lists its product as uncharacterized. Lineage: Eukaryota; Fungi; Basidiomycota; Malasseziomycetes; Malasseziales; Malasseziaceae. Bases 1 to 714 code for a protein of 237 amino acids. The record is from RefSeq and is a predicted model, not a curated record. The transcript has a single exon.